ACACUACAACUUUGUUUUUGACAGGUAUGAUGAAGUUGAUUCUCUUCACCGUUUUCGCCAUUCUGGCAGUUGUUAGUGUUUCAGAAGAUGAUGAUGGAGCUGCAAUGCUUGCAGUCUCGAGAGCCUUUCAGCCGCAUCCACCUCGGUGGUCCACUCGGUCUUCCUUUGCAUACUGCAAAUGGAAAGGCGUGGAGUGCAACCACAUCAACCACCGGGUUAUUUCAAUUAACAUUUCUGGUUUAUUGCUAGGUGGAGUGAUUUCAUCGGCGAUCAGUUUGCUCCCUGAGUUGGUUGAGGUUAACCUCCAAAACAACCAACUCACUGGAGAAAUACCGAGGCUUCCAAAACACAUAAAGGUUGUUUAUAAACCCGGGAAUCAGUUGCUUAGACACAUGUCAAGAGACAAUGGAGUGACUACGGGCAUAGUCAUUGCAAGCACAGUUGGAGGUGGACUCAUUUUGAUCACCUUUAGUAUCCUGGUUUGUGCAUUGAUUACUGGACAUGAUCGUGAUGAAAACCAUUACCCAAUAGAAACUCUUCGUCGAGCCACCAACGAUUUCAGUGAGGAAAAUGUAUUAGGCCGAGGUGGUUCUGGGGUCGUUUACAGAGGAGUACAACGUGAUGGCACCACUAUCGCUGUUAAGAAGAUGGAGUUUGGAGUGCUUGAUGAAAGGGCGAUGAGUGAAUUCAACAAUGAGAUUAGUGUGUUUACUAGUCUUCGACACAAGCAUUUGGUUCCACUUCUUGGAUUCUGCAUUGAUGGCAAUGAGAAGCUGCUUGUGUACGAGUAUAUGCCUCUUGGAACAUUGGCGCACCAUUUGUUCGAGUGGAGUAACCGCGGGUAUAUCCCUUUAACAUGGACUCAGAGGAUAGCCAUAGCAUUGGAUAUCGCACGGGGGAUUCAGUAUCUUCAUGGUCUUGCGAGAAGAAACUAUAUCCAUAGAGACUUGAAGCCUUCCAACGUACUUAUAGGAGAUGGCAUGAGAGCGAAGAUUUCUGAUUUUGGUUGUAUGAAGCUCUUACCCGAGGGAGUCGACUCAGUUGAGACUGCAACAGUGGUGGGAACCUUUGGUUAUAUUGAUCCAGAUUAUGUUGGAAGAAAAGCAAAUGAUGAGACAUUGCGUGAUGAUGAACAAAAUGUGGUCAGGUGGUUACGUCCGAAGAUUAAAGAUACAACAUUCUUGAACUUGAUUGAUGGCACUAUAGCAACAGACGAAGAAACCAUUGAGAGCAUCAAGAAGAUUGCGAAAUUGGCUGAAUACUGCACUUCUCAAGAGGUUGAAAGUAGACCAGACAUGUUUCAAACAGUGAAUUGGCUGGUUCCUCUUGUGGAGCAUUGGGAGCCACCACCUAGUGAAGAAGAUACAGAAUCAGACAAGGACACCACGACUCUUCUAGAAAAGUUGCAUAGGUGGGAAAUUGAAGCUGGGGAGGGAACAUCUAUGGCUUUCUACGGUGAACCAAGCGGCACCAAAUAUGAAAAGACACACUCGUCACAGCCUUCUUUAAGUGGCAUCGAGGAAAUAGAAAUGACUCGCAGAUAGUCUUUUGGAUUUUGAGAAGACCAAUGUGGUAAGUUUCCAAUGCCCGUUCGAUUUACAUUUUAUAGCAAGCUUGGCUGAAAAUUUAGAAAUCGUUCUUACAUAUUGAUGAUUGGAUUAUUGAUUAGGAUAGUUUUUAUCGUCAGAUGUUGUACUGUCAAUGAAUGUGUGGCUUGAAU
Molecule: messenger RNA, 1720 nt
Organism: Arabidopsis arenosa
Lineage: Eukaryota; Viridiplantae; Streptophyta; Magnoliopsida; Brassicales; Brassicaceae
Source: the annotation of a GenBank genome assembly